This is a messenger RNA of Mycena indigotica, 1215 nucleotides long. RefSeq lists its product as uncharacterized. The record is from RefSeq and is a predicted model, not a curated record. Gene Ontology annotation, molecular function: protein binding. Lineage: Eukaryota; Fungi; Basidiomycota; Agaricomycetes; Agaricales; Mycenaceae. The transcript has a single exon. Bases 1 to 1215 code for a protein of 404 amino acids.
AUGGUAGUUGGCGAUAAUUCGUCGACCGAUCUUGAAGUUCACGGCUCUGCGGGGUCUGCGUGGUUCCAACAGUCGCAGGAAAAUCCGCUCACAGUGCCCCUGGACAAGAACGACGAAGAUACUUACCUUCUAUGCCUCGAGUCGGACUCGACCGAUGAAAUGCCCAUCAUGUUGGCAUAUCUCAAUGAUGGCACAGUCCAGGCAUGGUAUAUCACCCAUCCCGACUCUAAGCCAUACAAUGGACUGAUUCAACCUCCUCAACCCGCGGCGCCGAGUCCCUUCUCACAAACAACAUCUGUCUUGGGGCAGUCAUCUUUCGGGCAAAGUUCCGCUCAUGCCUCGCCAUUUGGACAGAAUUCCGCACCGGUUUUCCCCAGCAAUCCGUCGCCUUUCGGAGGAAGCUCCUCCUCAAGCACCGUUGCUUCGCAACCUGUAGCGCCACCCAUGUCCGCCACCCCCUCAAUUUCGAUGGGAGAUAAUACGGGCCCUUCUUUUGGUGGUUUGUCCCUGGGCGCAUCGAGCUCAGACAGCAAACCAAAAUCCACCACGGGAGGUUUAUUCGGAGGUUUUAAUUCUUCGCCCAGUCCCCUUCCACUGCUCUCAAAUCAUCCAGCCAACCAACCAGCAAAUCCAGCCCCUUCAAAAUUCUCAGAUCCGAGUUUGGUCAAGCCUGCCGCCGGGUUUGGUGCAUUCGGUGGCGCAUCCACCGGUGCCUUCAGCAAUCCACAACUUCCGUCCUCGAAUGCAUGCACUGGGGGUGCUUUUGGCGGGAAUACGACCACAAAAGAUUCAAUGCCAGCAUCAUCCUCAUUUGGCAAAUCUGGCUUUGGACAACCUGCUUUUGGACAACCUGCUUUUGGACAACCCGCCUUUGGGCAACCCGCCUUUGGACAGCCCGCCUUCGAACAAACGAGUUUUGGCUCUAAACCGGCCUCAACUCUUGGGGCACCUGCCUCUGGUGGGUUUGGUGCUUUUGCUGUGACGGGCACAUCUGGUUUCACGUCUACUCCGACACCAUCUUCGCCGUCUCCAAAUGUCGCGCCAUUCCCCUCUCCAGCCCAAUCUGGCUUUGGUGCUCCUGCGUCAGUAAACAGUGCCUUUGGCGCCAACCACAAGCGUAUUUGUCCCACUUGUCUCCCUCUCCAGCUCAAUUUGCCUUUGGUGGGACGCCAACCACAAGUGUGUUUGGUAAAGCCUCCACCCCUUCGACCCUAG